Molecule: messenger RNA, 2142 nt
Organism: Lemur catta (Ring-tailed lemur)
Lineage: Eukaryota; Metazoa; Chordata; Mammalia; Primates; Lemuridae
Product: spermatogenesis-associated protein 31D1-like
Source: RefSeq, a predicted model, not a curated record
AUGCCUGAGAUUCUUGAAAGAUUAGAGGAAGAAAACCCUGCAGCCAACCUUGUAGUAUCUGGUUACCUCUCCCUGCCUAACACUGAUGUUCUGGCACUCUUGGAGAGACAAGUUAAAAAGAGGGGUAAUUUCCUGAUGUUGAAGGAAAAGGAAAAGAUGGGAUCUUUUCCAAAGCAGCUUAGGCCAGACUACCAAUUCAAUUUUUCAGAAAAAAUGUUAACAUCAAUUGCCAGUCAGCAGGGCUCAGCAGCUUCCCUUCCAUUUUGAACCAGCAAAGGCAAAACAGAGGAGUUGCACAUGCAUCAGCAGGCCCUAUAUUUUAAGACCUUUGAGAAUGCUUUAGAGCAAAAAUAUAUCCAGCUCUUCUGGCAUAUCCUAUCUCAGCAUGGCAAGUCCCUGCACUCUAUUGUCCUUGUCCCAGGUGACUGUUUCUCAACAUUUGUGUUCUUCAACAGAAUCUCAAAUACCUUCAUAGCUAAAGAAUCCCUAGUACUUAACCAUCCCCAACCUCUGUCCUUGCCGCAAACCCUGCCCCAAUCUCAGUCCUUAAACCUCACUCAGGUUCAGUCUCUGGCCCAAUUUCAAUCCGCACUCCCAAUCCUAUCACCUGGUCCUCUAUCCCAGAUUAGGAUCUGUGGGGUGUGUUUUCAUAAACCCCAGAACGAGGCACUGUCUGAAAUUCACCACCUGGAAUGGGAUGUGUUGCAGAAAGAACAGGAAAUGAUGUGGGGUUUAUCCUCUGUGAUCGAGAAAUCUCAGGAAGAUUUUUGUCCUCCAGUUCCAAAUCUUACAUUGGUCAGCCAGUCCUCCAAGGUCUAUGUUCCAAUCUCUUUCCUUCCUAGAGAUUUUUCUUUCAGCAGUGAGCUUUGGAAGAAAAUAGAGCACUACCUUCAGAAGAGGCCCAUCCAACACCGGUGGGGCCUGCUCCACUGGAUCCAUGGGUCUCUGUCUCUGCUAAAUCCUCAGAGAGAAAUUCCUGAGACACCUGAAUCCAAGUGCCAACAUAGAAUCUCAUGGACUUCUUUGUUCAAAGUUCAGAGAAGCAAAGAUUUAGAGAAUUUUGGAUUGAGAUCUCCAAGCCCCCUACAAGAAGCUCUAAAGUUGGGAACAGCAAAUUCAGUUCCCAGCCUGGAUCCAUCGCUCCCUGCCUCCUCACAGUCAACCUCUGAUACAAACCAUGAGCUUACAGAGAACAUCCAGACAAUUGAGGAUGGCAGACAAACUUUUCUGCCCCCACCUCACAGCAGCAUAGACAAACCGAGUCAGAAACAGGCUGUACUAGCCAAUAGAUGCAGCCCAAAGCUGCCCACAAGACAAGCUGGGGCUGGACAUGAGCUAACAAAUGAGAAAAUGAGCUCUGGAGAUAGAGUAGAAAGGCUUCAGGGCAAAUGGAUGAAGAAUUCAGGAUAUCUUUCUGCUCCCAACAUGUCCGGGGAGAUAUUCAAGGCAGAGGAGCUCUGUGCUCUUCAAUCACAAUCUACUCUCCAAGAUCUCAAAUCAUCAGGCCUUAAAAAUCAGCUGUUCGGUGAGUCAAAGCUUAAAUUGGAGAAGGAGUGCAGCUAAGCUCAGAGGCAUCCCACUGACACAUCCCUUGCCUCAGAUAACCUGACUUCCGAGGCCUCACUAACUCACGCCCAGGGCAUCUCCAGUGGGAACCUGGUAGCUCCCCAGGUGCUGCAUGUCUACUUGGAGGACAGAGGGAUCAGCAUGGAGCAGUGGCAGGACCUUGUUGCUCUAAACACGUCUUAUAGAAGUGCCAGAAAGAGAAUUCCUCACAAGCUGCAGAGAGAAAUAAAAGGCAAAGGGCAAGAAAUUUCUCUGGGAAAGGGUAGUCCCCUAUCAUCAUCUGUGCAGAACAGAGGCCUAGGUAAAAGUAGAGCUGCCUUUACUGAGACUACUGAACCAUGGAAAAUUAUGACACAUAGUGGGAAGUUCCUAGAGAAGAAACGAGGGCAUAGGCAUAAAAGACAUAUCACUGGCUCCAAAGAGCCCCUUAGGGAGCCUGUGCCCCAUCCAAGCCCCAUCUGCAGGUGUCAAGUUGGCCCUGUGCCUCCAGCCACCCCUACCAUUGCUAAAAACACAUUUAGGCAGAAAAUGUUUCCCAAGCAUUUCCAGAGAGGAAAAUUCACUCUCCCCAAAUAA